This is a messenger RNA of Siniperca chuatsi (mandarin fish), 2709 nucleotides long. RefSeq names its product methionyl-tRNA synthetase 2, mitochondrial (gene mars2). Gene Ontology annotation, biological process: methionyl-tRNA aminoacylation. NCBI's taxonomy places the organism in Eukaryota, Metazoa, Chordata, Actinopteri, Centrarchiformes, Sinipercidae. The record is from RefSeq and is a predicted model, not a curated record. Gene Ontology annotation, molecular function: methionine-tRNA ligase activity; ATP binding. The transcript is spliced from 3 exons. Bases 852 to 2654 code for a protein of 600 amino acids.
AUAACAUAUCUUUGACUGACUAUUUGCAUAUAACAAGGACCAUUACAAUGUACAGUAAUGUCUAUCAUCCUAAGCUAUCUACUGGUGGUCAACAGAAUUUCCUUUGAGGCCCUCCCAGAUUCUUUAUAGCAAAAAAAUGUAAAAGAGGUGAAAUCAAAAAUACUUUGAUCCAUGUAACAAUUCAAUAAGUAAAUAUAAAGAUACUUCUCCUCUUGUGAAGCACAUUUGAUUUUAUUGUCAGUUAUUACAUUUUAUUAUGAUUCAUUUACUGUAUUUUUAUACUGUCCUUGUCUUGUUGGCAUGCCUUGUCUUAACGCCAUGUGUAUCUGUCAUUCCCCUGUUCUACUUGUUCCAAUAAAGUUAUUUGAAAAAAAAAGAUGCUUCACUGAUGCUUCCCCAUCAUCACUGGGCUUCUCCGUAAACAUUUUACUGCUUACCUAGUUGAAAACUUCAUGUCAAGAUAGCUUUAACAAGAGUCCUCGCAUCUGAUUGGUAGUUGGUUUUUGUUGCACACUAUGCAGCGUUUUGAUUGGACGAGCCAUCGUUGUUUACAGAAACCGGAAGAAGAGCUAACCUUGACAACCGAGCAAAACACAUGCGCUGCUGUUUUAGGAAAAAAAACUUCAACGAUUCAACGAUUCCUGCCAGUGUAAUAUAAACCAUUUACCAGGACUAACUUACUCUAAGAUCGUCCAAAUAAAUGUUCAGAUAGUGGUUGCGUUUCUCCGCGAAAACUCAAUCUUUAAGCUAGCUAACGAGAAAUGAAUGGCUAGCACCAAAUCAUUACUAACUUACACUCGCUGAACUAAAUAUCGUUUGGUGGACUUGAUGUGGGCAUCGCCUGCUAUCCAAUGAUGAGGACCCCUUUUCUGUCUGUCACCAGAAGCUGUAAGGCUGUUCACAAACUGCAACAAAGCCCAUUUUUCUCACCAGUUUCAGCUCUAUCGAGACAUCAGAGGAUCGCUGAGUUGAGAUACACGAGCACCCAUUUCUGCAAAGACGACAGGAGUUACUACAUAACCACUCCCAUCUUCUAUGUCAAUGCUUCCCCUCAUUUAGGACACUUGUAUUCAGCUGUUAUAGCUGACUGCUUACACAGGUAUAAGCUACUUCAGGGCUUCAACUCAAAGUUCGUGACAGGCACAGACGAACAUGGCUUGAAAAUCCAACAAGCAGCUGAAGCUGCAGGAAAACAUCCCCUGACCUUCUGCACUCAUGUGUCUGAGAGAUUCAAAUAUCUCUUCAGCAGCUGCAAUAUAUCGUAUACAGACUACAUAAGAACCACUGAGCAGAGACACCGUCAGGCCGUGAAGCAUUUCUGGUCAGUGCUCUGGAACAAAGGGCUCAUCUACAAGGGGAGUUAUGAAGGCUGGUACUCCACCCACGACGAAAGCUUCCUCACGCCGUCGCAGGUGACCGAUGCUGUAGACUCAUCAGGGAAUGAGAUCAAGGUAUCGCUGGAGAGUGGCCACAAGGUGGAGUGGAUGAAAGAGGAGAACUACAUGUUCCGUCUGUCUGCUUUUCGGUCUCAGCUGCUUGACUGGCUCAGAGGAAAUCCCCGGGCCGUACAGCCUGAGCGUUUCUACCAGGCUGUUCUCCAGUGGCUGCAGGAGGACCUCCCUGACCUCUCGGUCUCCCGUCAGAGAAGCCGGCUUCAGUGGGGUAUCCCAGUCCCGGGGGACGCUGAACAAACCAUCUAUGUGUGGCUAGAUGCUCUGGUGAACUACCUCACAGUAGCUGGCUAUCCAGAUAAACACGACCAAUGGUGGAACGUGGCCCACCACAUUAUCGGAAAGGACAUCUUAAAAUUUCAUGCCAUCUACUGGCCGUCUUUUCUUCUAGGGGCUGGAUUGCCGCUGCCACAGACAAUACACGUGCACUCUCACUGGACAGUAGGAGGAAAGAAGAUGUCUAAAAGUUUGGGUAAUGUGGUGGAUCCUCUUGAACGCUCACAGAUGUUCACAACUGAUGGUAUGCGGUACUUUCUUCUGCGUCAGGGUGUCCCAGACUCCGACUGUGAUUACACAGACAACAAAGUUGUCAAGCUGCUCAACGCAGAGCUCGCUGACUCUCUGGGUGGUCUGCUUAAUCGCUGCACAGCUCCAGCUCUUAACCCAGCUCAGGUCUACCCCUCUUUCUGCCCUCAGUCCUUCCCAAGUGAUCAGGGAGGCAAGGCUGUGGUUGAAGACUACCACAUGUUGGAUGCUGUGAAAAAUCUCCCUGCUGUGGUGGAGCAGCACUAUGAGAGCAUGCAUGUAUACAAAGCUCUGGAGGCCAUCAGUGCUUGUGUGAGGCAGACCAACGGGUUUGUUCAGCGCCAUGCACCUUGGAAGCUGGAUAGGAGGGACAGUAAAGACCAGCGCUGGCUAGACACCAUCAUCCAUGUCUCCCUUGAAUGCCUGAGAAUUUACGGCACACUCUUACAGCCAGUAGUACCAGAGAUUUCUAACAAGCUGCUGUCCAGACUCGGGGUGCAACCGGGCAAGAGGAGCUGGGCAGAUGUGAACUUUCUGCCAAGGUAUCAGGGGAUGGACAGUCCCUUUGAAGGAAGAGCGCUAGGAUCUGACUCUGGAGUGCUUUUUAGUCGCUUGGAAAGUCAGAAUGUAGACAAAGAAAAACCUAAGAAAACAAAAAAGGCAGCAAAAUUGAAAUGAGGAAUUGUUUUAUGUUGCCUGUACACCGAUUCAAUCAAUAAAGAAAUAAAACUAC